AUGCCGCAGCUGCGCGCCUCCGCAGCCCCCAGCAGCUCUCGCAUACAGCAGAACCAGCGGUGGCAGCGGCGGCAGCAAGGGCGGCGCGCGUGGCCCAUGCGCUGCCGUGCGGCGGGCGGCGAUGGCCAGCAGCAAGAGCCCCAGCCGCUCCUGCUUUCAUCAAGCGACGAGCCAGGCAGCACCAGCAGCGGCUACUCUGGCGACAGCGAGGACGGCAGCUUGGCAGGCAGCGCCGACGGCGACGGCGUCAGCAUCGACCUGCACCUGCCCCGACGCUCGCUGCUGGUGAAGUUCACCUGCAACCUGUGCAGCGGGCGCAGCGAGCGGCUGGUGAACCCGGUGGCGUGGAACAAGGGCAUGGUGAUUGCGCAGUGCCAGCACUGCCAGGCGUGGCACAAGCUGGCGGAUGCUGCCAACCUUGUGGAGGAGAUUCGUUAUGCCGACCUGGAGGAUGAGUGA
Molecule: messenger RNA, 459 nt
Organism: Chlorella variabilis
Lineage: Eukaryota; Viridiplantae; Chlorophyta; Trebouxiophyceae; Chlorellales; Chlorellaceae
Exons: 3
Coding region: 1-459 (152 amino acids)
Biological process (GO): protein stabilization; protein folding; protein import into mitochondrial matrix
Cellular component (GO): mitochondrion
Molecular function (GO): zinc ion binding; protein-folding chaperone binding
Source: RefSeq, a predicted model, not a curated record